CCACGAUGCUUUGCGCAAAGCCGCAGAUAACAAAGAUGGCGGUAUUUCCGUCAUGGUUGCUGUGUUUGUGAACUUUUGUACUUUGUUCCUUGAUGUAAACACAUAAUUUUCUCACAUUUCUUCAGAGGUGAAGCAGAUAUUCAGUGUGUGAGAGCAGCGCUGCGUAUUGUGGCCGGUUGUUACGGUGCGUCGCGGUGCUUGGUAACGGGUUAACUGUUAACUGUCACAUAGUAACGGACAGAGGCAGACAGAGAGGACUGACUGACAGCAGCCCACAGAUCGAUCAUUAUAUCAUCGACCUGCUCAGAUAUGAAGGAAGCUCUUACUCUGGUGCAGAGACUGAACGCUCACCCGGACUCUCGCUGCUGGUUCGUUAGCUGGAGCCCGACUGGGACUCUGCUAGCGUCUUGUGGAGGAGACAAGGCCAUCCGGAUCUGGGGACGAGAGGGUGACUCUUGGAUAUGUAAGAGUGUGCUUGAGGAUGGACACCAGCGCACAGUGAGGAAGGUGGCGUGGUCUCCCUGCGGGAAUUAUUUGGCCUCGGCCAGCUUUGAUGCAACUACAUGCAUCUGGAAAAAGAAGAAUGAUGGUUUUGAGAGCUUGACUGUGUUGGAAGGACAUGAAAACGAGGUCAAAUGUGUGGCGUGGGCUCCUUCAGGGAAUCUGCUGGCGACAUGCAGCCGAGACAAGAGUGUCUGGGUUUGGGAAGUGGAUGAAGAGGACGAUUAUGAGUGUGUUACCGUGGUGAACUCUCACACACAAGAUGUCAAGCACGUUGUGUGGCACCCGGCACAAGAGCUUCUGGCCUCCGCGAGUUACGACAACAACAUCUGUAUUUACAAGGAAGAGGAUGAUGACUGGGAGUGCCGCGCCACCUUGCAGGGCCACACAUCCACAGUGUGGAGUUUGUCCUUCGAUGGGAGCGGACAAAGACUGGCCUCCUGCAGCGACGACCGCACAGUCAAGAUUUGGAAGGAGUAUCCGAGUGAAAGUGGACAGGACCUGUCUUGGAAGUGUGUCUGCACUCUGUCUGGGUAUCAUGGACGAACAGUGUACGAUAUUGCCUGGUGUCCGCUGACUGGCGCUCUGGCAACUGCCUGCGGUGACGAUGCAGUGCGAGUGUUUAAGGAGGAUGAGACGGCAGAUCCAGACCAGCCGGUGUUCUCGCUGGCUGCUCAGGCGGCCAAAGCUCACAACCAGGAUGUCAACUGUGUCGCCUGGAACCCAAAGGAGCCGGGAAUCCUGGCUUCCUGCAGCGACAACGGAGAGAUCGCCAUCUGGAGGUUCCAAGAAGAAGACUGAAUGUGUGGUCAACGCAACCGGUUUCUCACUGAACAAAACCGCUUUCCUUUUUGCAAAUUACACUGGGAACUGUAUGCUAAUUAAUAUUUCCAUUAACCAUCUACAGGAUUCUGCUUGUUAUGGUGCCAUCACGUGUUUCUAAACUGACUACUGCUUCAGCACAUCUUGUUCGUCUACAUUUGUCUCAAUUAAGAAUUUGACGUUUCAUAAUGUUUAUAUAGAUAAAUAUUAAAAAAGAUUAUUAAAAACAAUUGUGGCUUCUCUUUAUUGCAAAAAAUAUUCCAGACAGCACAUCGUACUAAAAACAUUUAGAUCAGUCCAAGAAUUCGAUUUCAUAACAAAACAAUUUGUGUCCAAAAAUACAUGUGGACAGUUUUCUUCAGUACUUAAAGACCCAAUCUGGAAUAUGACUGUAUCACUCCUAAACUUAAUUUAGGGAGCAAAACAACCCGAAACAUGUUUUAUGGUUCAUCAAAUUUCAGUGAGACCUGAAACUGACAGAAGCUCACAAGUACAAAAUUUCAUAUGCGAUACACUCACAAACCAGAUUGAGGCUUCACUGACAUUUCCUGAUUCCUGAUGAAGAGUUCAUGUAUCUGAGAUACAUGUCUGGUUACAUUAACUGGAGACAGAUCCUGUACACUUUCAUUCUGGACUGGUGUACAUCAUUCAGGUGAUCUCAACUUU
Molecule: messenger RNA, 1989 nt
Organism: Thunnus maccoyii (southern bluefin tuna)
Lineage: Eukaryota; Metazoa; Chordata; Actinopteri; Scombriformes; Scombridae
Gene: ciao1
Product: cytosolic iron-sulfur assembly component 1
Exons: 7
Coding region: 310-1302 (330 amino acids)
Biological process (GO): iron-sulfur cluster assembly
Cellular component (GO): cytosolic [4Fe-4S] assembly targeting complex
Molecular function (GO): protein binding
Source: RefSeq, a predicted model, not a curated record